Molecule: messenger RNA, 1069 nt
Organism: Camelus dromedarius (Arabian camel)
Lineage: Eukaryota; Metazoa; Chordata; Mammalia; Artiodactyla; Camelidae
Exons: 5
Coding region: 5-1069 (354 amino acids)
Biological process (GO): nucleosome assembly
Cellular component (GO): nucleus; chromatin
Molecular function (GO): histone binding; chromatin binding
Source: RefSeq, a predicted model, not a curated record
GGGCAUGGGGGAGGCGUUGGCGCUGCUGGCGGACGACAUGGAGGAGGUGGUGGCGGAGGAGGAGCAGGAGGAGCAGGAGCCGCGGGAGGAGGAGGAGGAGGAGGAGGUGCAGGCCAAGGAGCGGGAAGAGAAGCCCCGGAAGCAGGGGCGCGCAGAGCCAGGGAGCGGACCCCCGACCUCUCUGAGCCCGCUGGAGGCGCUGGGGGCCCUUCAGUUAGAGCAGAGCGCUGUGAACGCCCAAGCCAGCGGGGCCUACUUGCGGCUCAAGCGCAGGAUCCGACGGAGGCGGGAGCCUCGUUUGGAUCGAAGAAAAGCCAUCAUCCAGGACAUCCCCGGCUUCUGGGCCAAACCUGUAUACUUGCUGCUGCUGCUACUGCUGCUGCUGCUGCUGCUGCUGCUGCUGCUGUUGCUGCUGCUGCUGCUGUCGUCCGCGGCCAGGUGUGAGCUGCAAGAGGCCCCCGUCCCGGGCAAGACUACGGGACCCCAGACACGCCCUCGGGUGGGCUCCGAGCCCGGCCUCCACCGGGCCUUCUCGUGCAGGCAGAAGCACGUGCCCUCCCCGUUGCACCCUCUGUCGGCCUUGAUCAGUGACCGAGACGAAGGUGUGCGGAGCUACAUGAUCCAGCUGGAGGCGCAGGAACUGGGCCGCCCCGAGUACCGCUGCAGACUGAUGUUCUUUUUCCGGAGCAAGCCCUACUUGUGCAACCAAGUGAUCCUUAAGGAGUAUCACCUUAGCUUCGCAGGCUAUAGGGCGUAUAGUUCCACUCCAGUCCAGUGGUUCUGGGAUUACGAACGGGGAGCCCCCAGCCGCAGGCAGGACACCGUCAGUCUUCACUUCCUCAACUGGUUGUCAGGCCACAAGUGCCCCGGGUCUAACGGGAUUGCUGAGGUGGGGGUCCCUCGGGGCCUGGUCGGAAAUGGCGACGUCGGCGGUGGCCAGCUGCUCGGGGAAGGGGUGUGGGCCCUGUCCCGACCUGCCCGUUCCCUCUGCCAGAUCAUCGGCGAGGACCUGUGGCCCAACCCCCUGCGCUGCUACCCGAGGGAGCAAGGCGCCGGGAGAGGUAACUGA